Erpetoichthys calabaricus (reedfish) is the source of this 2390-nucleotide messenger RNA. It is a transcript of the gene nkx3-2, whose product is annotated as NK3 homeobox 2. Gene Ontology annotation, biological process: cell differentiation; regulation of transcription by RNA polymerase II. The coding region runs from base 262 to 1098 and encodes 278 amino acids. The record is from RefSeq and is a predicted model, not a curated record. The transcript has 2 exons. Gene Ontology annotation, cellular component: nucleus. Lineage: Eukaryota; Metazoa; Chordata; Cladistia; Polypteriformes; Polypteridae. Gene Ontology annotation, molecular function: DNA-binding transcription factor activity, RNA polymerase II-specific; RNA polymerase II cis-regulatory region sequence-specific DNA binding.
ACUGCUGUCAGUCUCAGGUAAGAAAUGAUACCCAAACUGACUGAAAAGCCGAGUAAAAGUGAAAUAAAGUUGGAUAGCUACAGUACAUCGAAGAGAGAGGAGCAGCGCUGUAUGCAAAAAGCGCAGUGCGCUUUGUUUCUUACGGAAAUGUCGUUUUCUUAAGCGACGAACUUUGCUUCUUGAAAGGGGACAGGGAGAAGUCGAGUGAAUCCAGCCUCUUGUACGCUAUAUGCCUUCUAACACCACGAAUAAUUUUGUAAAAUGGCCGUUCGCAGCAACACCCUGACUCCCUUUUCCAUCCAGGCAAUUUUGAAUAAAAAAGAUGACAACCGGCAUCCUAGAGACAUGGGACUACAAUGCUUUCCUAAAUCAACGUGUUGGAAAAUGUUUGGGGAAGGGGAUGGCGUACCUGAUGAUUUUACAAACACGUGUAAAAUGGAAAGGGAAGCCGACGACCAGAGAAGUUACGACUCUGAUUCGAGCCUUGGCGAAGACAGGGAUCCCAAGGAACUUGCCGGGUGUAAAUCCGAGGCAGAAAGCAGGGACCUGUGCACGUCGGAGCUGCUAGAGAAUAGUCUGCAAGGAGACACCGAUCUGGACUCGGCGGCAGCGGAAAGUGGACAGACCUUGAGCGACAGCGACCUAUCGGCAACAGUCUCGGAUCCUAACCAGGCUGAGGACGGAACCUGCGACAAAAACACUGACCAGCCAAAGCAGAGAAAGAAGAGAUCGAGGGCCGCCUUCUCUCAUGCUCAAGUUUUUGAAUUGGAACGUCGGUUUAACCAUCAGAGGUAUCUGUCUGGACCCGAAAGGGCUGAUUUGGCAGCCUCCUUAAAACUGACGGAAACACAGGUCAAAAUAUGGUUCCAGAACCGUCGGUAUAAAACCAAACGUCGGCAGAUGGCAGCCGACUUGCUGGCUUCUGCUCCUACAGCGAAGAAAGUGGCGGUGAAGGUUUUGGUAAGGGAUGACCAGAGACAGUACGGCCCUGGAGAAAUUCUGAGACCUCCACUGCUACCCCUCCAACCCCAAUACUACUAUCCUUAUGCUUACUGCCUCCCUGCCUGGACAUUGUCGGCAUGCGCUGGCAACCAAUGAAGGCACAAACUGAAGUUGAGCACUAUUUAUUUGUUCAGAUUGAAAUUCGUUACUUUACCACGUUUUCUUAAAAAAAAAAAAAACGAAGAAGAAGGAGGAAAGAAAUAAAAAAACUGCCCAGCGCAGACUGUUCCAUGGCAUCCAUGUGUUGACAGUUUAUUGUUUUAUGGACUUUUAGUGGAAAUACUUCAGAAUAUCUCAUGCAUCAUUAUCGUAUAAAGGGAAUACAGGAGUUGGACUACAUCACGUUUUAAGCAUAUGCAUCGUAUUUCAAACUGCGAACACUGCCUAAAUCUGUAGGCUUAAUGUUACAUAGUUCGUUUGUCGACUUUAUCUCAAGUUCGUGCCUGUUAAAUGUACCAGUAACAUAAAGGAGAACGAGGUCAGAGACUGUAGGAAAUGAUUCCUAUACUGAGAGAUGUUCCUGCUUUAUUUAAUGUGAUAUAGGGUAAGACCUUUCAGCACUUUUCCCCAUAAGGACGGAUUCUUCACUAUAAUUAAGUUAAAUUAUCCUUUAGAAAACAAAAACAUUUGCUGUCAUACUUUUGGAAGAGCAAAUAAGUAGGAUACAGUUUCCAAAUAUGUGCAGCUUGCCCUGGUGUAUAUAAAAAGAUAAUUGAGAUUAAUCAGCAUGUACAUAAAUAAUCCAACAAAUGUUCUAAAAUGUACAUUCUAGCACAUUUGUAUCACAGUUUUAACUUUUAAAAAUAAACUUUUUUUUAUCAUCUCUUCUUUUAAUGCGCAAAACAGUUUUAUAUAUGUAUAUGUAUGUAUGCAUAUAUGUGUGUAGUGUAUAAAAUAUUUAAUAUUUAAGUAUUCUUUUUGUCUGAAGCUGCUCAUGGUAAAUGUAUGAACAUGUCACGUUUUAAUUAAAGUUCUAAUCUGUUUUACUUGUUAUUGAUCGUAGUAUAAACGCAUGUAUUAUUUUUCCCCAAUAUCCAUAAAAUUUGAAUCAAAACGCUUACUUUCCCGGCAUCAAAACUACUUUUUCUUUGCUUUUUCGCUUGUACUUCUAUCGUGAAUUAAAGAUAUUUUACUGAUCAUUUUUAAAUUAAAUACAGUCAGAGUUGAACGCAACAGAAUAAUAUCUGAAACUUCUCAGUUUUGCGUGAUCGCAACCAGUCAUAAUUUGGUGCAGGAUUGUUCUGUCAAUAUUUUAUGUGUUUCAUGUAAAGUCCUUAUAUAGUUGAUUUAUUAGUAAUGAGGACACCGAUAAUACUUUCUCAUUGGUAAAUAUGGUUGACGGAGAAUUCUACACGUUUUACCCGAGUUUGCACAUUUCAAGAAAAAAG